This is a messenger RNA of Thlaspi arvense, 669 nucleotides long. Lineage: Eukaryota; Viridiplantae; Streptophyta; Magnoliopsida; Brassicales; Brassicaceae. The record is from the annotation of a GenBank genome assembly.
AUGGAGCUUGAAACUGAAGAGAUCAUAGCUUUGUGGGAGACAAUGGGUUUAGUGUUGAAAUGUUCUGUUGGCGAGGGAGAUGAUGAUUUAUGGAAUGCUGUUGAGCUUGUAACUGAUAGGGGUCGAAUAAACCCUUAUGUGAAACUAACACUCUCUGGAGACAAAGUUCCUGGUAAGAAGACAGGUGUUAAACACAUCAAUCUAAAUCCUGAGUGGAACGAAGAAUUCGAUUUGGUUGUCAAAGAUCCAGAGAGCCAAGACUUGCAGCUCAUUGCCUAUGAUUGGGAACAGGUUGGUAAACAUGAUAAGAUAGGAAUGAAUGUGAUUCCAAUCAAAGACCUAACACCAGAGGAACCAAAACUCAUGACGCUUGAGCUCGUGAAAUCCAUGGAACCAAACGAGCCAGUUAGCGAGAAAUCUCGUGGACAGCUCGUUGUGGAAGUCGAAUAUAAACCUUUUAAAGAAGAUGACAUUCCAGACAAUGUUGAUGAUCCAAAUGUCGUUGAGAAGGCACCAGAAGGCACACCUUCUAAUGGUGGUUUGCUUGUGGUGAUUGUUCACGAGGCUGAAGAUUUAGAAGGCAAAUAUCACACAAAUCCUUCUGUUCGUUUUCUGUUCAAAGGAGAAGAACGUAAAACCAAGGUAAACAAAACUUCUCUUACAACCUAA